GUUCAUUAUAAAAAAAAAAAAAACAAUGCGACUCCACAGAUUUCCUGGUGCGCCUCAAUCCGCCCGCCUUGGAGCGUUGUAUAUAAGCGUUGGGCGGGCGGCUGCACCAGCAAUCGAGCCUCAACCGGAUUAGCCAACAUUACCAAACGGACUUUCCCGCCGGCGCCAUGUCUAACGUCAGCUGCGUGUUGUUGUUGCUUCUGGUCGCGCUGAUGUUCUUCAACUGUUGUCACACGGCCUCCAUUCCAAGAAACUUCGAGUCCAGAUUGUCUGAUGACAUGAUGAUGGCGCCGAAGAAGCGGCCAUUCUGCAACGCGUUCACAGGAUGUGGACGCAAGAGGUCUCUAUCACCCGGAAUGCCACCACAAGAACUGGUGAAGCAGCGACAGUUGGUGGAUGAGGACUCGAUCGAAUCGCUGCUGGAAUCGGAGAACGCCAUCGACGAGCUGUCCCGACAGAUCUUCUCCGAGGCCAAGCUGUGGGAAGCUAUACAGGAGGCCGGCGCAGAACUCGCCAGGCGGAAGCAGAAGGAAGCUUAUAACAACUAAUCCAAUUAACAUUAUGCGUAAGUUCCGAAAUUAAACCCAGCUAAGGCUCAAGGCUCCAUGUAUCAAAAUUCUGACGCCUUAAAGUACUAUUGUGAAAAGUCUUUCGUAUUUACUGGUCUGUUUAAUAUUUUAAAUAAUAAUUAAAUCCCAAGAUUAUACGUCAAUGUACAGGCCAGAGCCCAGAAUAUUUUGAUUUUUGGAACGAAUUCAUUGUAUAGCGUCGAUUCUUGACGCCAUAAGCAAGUAUACUGGGUCAUAUUUCGGAACUCACCCUAUAUCUAAACGCCAGAUGGCGACCAAAGAUGGCGCAACAAAACUUUAAACAGCUAUGAAUCUAUUUAAUCUAACUCGAGUAGGACUCUGGAAGGUGAAGUAAUAAUUAAAUUAAAUCUUUAAUUAUUUUCUA
Molecule: messenger RNA, 954 nt
Organism: Aricia agestis (brown argus)
Lineage: Eukaryota; Metazoa; Arthropoda; Insecta; Lepidoptera; Lycaenidae
Gene: CCAP
Product: cardioactive peptide
Exons: 5
Coding region: 168-548 (126 amino acids)
Source: RefSeq, a predicted model, not a curated record